GCAUGCUUUCUUAAGAACAAGUCUUCAUAUAUUUCUCCUCUAACCUUUUUCUCUUCCUCUAUCAUAUACCUCCCCUAUUUUCUUCCCACCCCCCUACCUGAAUUUCGCCGGAAUCCAUAAAAUUAAUCAGAGAAUUCAACAGUCUAUAUAUAAAUAGAGAGAAAGCUUUUCAUUUUUCCAUAAUUGUUGUACAUAAAUAUACAGUGUAUGCAAUUGUAAAGAUGAAAGAUAUGAAUGUAUCAUCAAAACCAUCAAUGACCAUAUCCAAAUGCAUCUUUUUCGGUAUUCUCAUAACAAUACCAAUCCUUCUUUUCCUCUCUCAUAAAAACUCAUCCUCUGCCAUCGUAACCACCACCACAACAUCAUCAAACUCCGAUACGGAUCUCAAGAUCCGACCCGGAUAUGCCACAUACGAUUCCUACAUCCAGAGACAACUAAACAAGACCCUCAACCCCAAACUCCGAAAAAUAUGGACAACCCGUGAUUGGGAUAGGAAGAUUCAAGUUUUCUCGAAAUUCUUUAACGAACUUAAAAAUAGAAAACUUCUGUUAGAAUCAUCAAAGGUGCUUUGUAUAGGUGCCAGGAUGGGUCAAGAAGUGGAAGCAUUAAAACGGGUCGGGGUAUCGGAUUCGGUUGGUAUGGACCUUGUACCAUACCCGCCUUUGGUGGUGAAAGGUGAUUUUCAUAAUCAGCCGUUUGAUGAUGCCAAGUUUGACUUGGAAUUUUCCAACGUGUUUGAUCACGCGCUUUUUCCCGAGAAGUUUGUGUCAGAGAUCGAACGGACGUUGAAGCCUGGUGGGGUUUGCGUUUUACACGUGGCGUUAUCUAGACGGGCGGAUAAGUAUUCUGCGAAUGAUUUGUAUAGUGUUGAACCGUUGAAGAAAUUGUUUAAACGGUCCGAGUUGAUUCAUACGAGAACCGUUGAUGGGUUCGGUUUGGAUACUGAAGUUGUUUUCAGGAAAAAGAGAUGAUUGAACAUGGUUCGGUUUUUUUUUUUUUUUUUUUUUUUUAU
Lycium ferocissimum is the source of this 1012-nucleotide messenger RNA. RefSeq lists its product as uncharacterized. NCBI's taxonomy places the organism in Eukaryota, Viridiplantae, Streptophyta, Magnoliopsida, Solanales, Solanaceae. The record is from RefSeq and is a predicted model, not a curated record. Bases 222 to 971 code for a protein of 249 amino acids. The transcript has a single exon. Gene Ontology annotation, molecular function: S-adenosylmethionine-dependent methyltransferase activity.